AUGGUUGAAGUUUUAAGCGACAUGAACGAGGACCUGCGCUUUGUGGCGGAUUCUUUAGCGACCGCAUCUCUAUAUAAAAAGACAGUACCAGCCUCCGUUUCGCUCAUCCGGCCCACAUUUCUCGUUCCCCUGAUCAUCGACUUGCUUGCUUUCUUGUCUCAGCUCAUUCCUAGGGAUGUAGCCACUGUCACGAUGGCAUCCUUGGGUAUGGCUAUGAAUCACAACAAUCAGUUCCUCGAUCUCAUUGAAGACAUGCAGAGAGAAUUCACGAGCUGGAUGGCAGCCCGUGAUAGGCACCGUCUGUGGUGUGCUUCAAGAGCACUCCAGAGCGAUCCGAUCACGCGAGCUGCCUUCACAGACGUCAUUCUGACGACUUCGAGACAGGUCUUGCCAUUCUCCCGUGACUUGUUCAUGAAUGGCCCUCGCAAGUUCUACUCUCUCACGAAACUGGAACUCAUAGGCCGUGCCAGCCGGGCGCUGGAAAAGUCUACUCUCCAGUACCUCGGGCAAGCGUUAGGUCAAGCCCCCAAACUACGGGAGCUGAAACUCACGAAUAGCGAAGGGCUCUUUGAAGCAGAGGAAUCACUUGGUCCAGCAAUCGCGGAACUGCAUACUCUCAAAAAGUUGGAGUUGCGAGAUGGCGGAAGACGCACAAUAAAGAUCCUUCAUGAUCUUAAAAGCGGCCUCCGACAUCUCGUUCAUGACACGUGCAGGUCAGUCUAUGAAGAUGAUGCGCACUACGACUAUAGCCCAAUCCUCCUGAGCAACGCUGUUCGAGAGCUCGAAAGUCUCAAACUGUCGGCUUUUGAUUAUGAUGCUCUGCCGCUAGAGCUGCGCAAGGGCCAUUGGCCACGCAUUCCAUCUCUCUGGUCGCUAGAACUGGAGGGCUCCUCGACACCAAUGUUUCCUUUCGUGGAGGCGUAUCCGAAGAUACGCAAGCUACACCUAUUCGAGGUCGGAUACCAUGUCGUCGAUGACAAUGACGGCGUCGACGACAACAUCGCCGACGACAACAUUCCCGCCGACGACAGCGACGACUUCCCUGCUGACGACGCCGGUGGCGAUGUUCACAUGGACGACGAUGUCUCCACAGAGGAGGACGUCAACAUGGAGGAGGAAGACGUCGACGUAGACGAGGACGAUGUCUACAUUGGCGGUGGCGACAUCGUCACGGAAGACGACGAUCUGGACGUCGACACGAAUAACAUGUCCAAGUGCUGGACGAGAAUCGCGGAGGUCACUGUCGAGCUCAGCACGCUAGCAUCAUGGCACUUGAAAUGCCCCGUCCAUCAUUUAGAGCUUUGGCAUUCAGACUCGGCGGAAUUCGGAGACCAUGAGAGACCUAUCAAUACGAACCUUUUAGCCACUAGAGCGCUGACGGAGAUGAAGCCAUCCGUGUUGACUGUAGAUGCGCGCGUGCAUCUUCGCGAGGAGGUGUGGGAGCCGCUUGUGAGAUCCAUGACAAGCGUCAGGUAUCUGGAAAUAACACUCACUUGCGGACUAGAGCAAGAGAACGACUUUCAGGGAUGGAUGAAUGCCGUCGUACCGCUCCUAGGAUCACUCGACCUACAAGUGCUAAAAUUCCAACUCUCGGCCUGCCAUAGGAAUAUGCCAGACGACCCGUUGGAUGUCGGUAUGUUCGAGCGCAUGGACAAGGCACGUCAUGAGUUGCCGUCGUUCCUCGCAAGCAAUGCGGCCUUGGGGUCACUGGAGUGCUAUCUCUGUGUGCAAGUCGUCAAAAAGGAUUGGAUCGGUGGCUAUGCGUUAGAGGACGAGGCAGAUUGGUAUCGCAUGCACCGGGACGGAGGACGCCGCAUACUGCACAAGAUCCCGUCUGAAGUCGGCGAGAAGAUACUGAGCGAUGCGUGUCUAAUGCCCGAGAGUGACACCUAG
Molecule: messenger RNA, 1893 nt
Organism: Postia placenta MAD-698-R-SB12
Lineage: Eukaryota; Fungi; Basidiomycota; Agaricomycetes; Polyporales; Adustoporiaceae
Exons: 4
Coding region: 1-1893 (630 amino acids)
Source: RefSeq, a predicted model, not a curated record